Messenger RNA from Suillus discolor, 1554 nucleotides. Its product is annotated as cytochrome P450. Gene Ontology annotation, molecular function: oxidoreductase activity, acting on paired donors, with incorporation or reduction of molecular oxygen; iron ion binding; monooxygenase activity. The transcript is spliced from 12 exons. NCBI's taxonomy places the organism in Eukaryota, Fungi, Basidiomycota, Agaricomycetes, Boletales, Suillaceae. The coding region runs from base 1 to 1554 and encodes 517 amino acids. The record is from RefSeq and is a predicted model, not a curated record.
AUGGACAUUUGGCUUGCCUCCAAGGACCAUCUGCUUCACACGGCCCCUGCCAGUCUUAACAACAUGCAUCUUAGUCCUUAUACUGGCGACACCUCUAUCUUCGGCGAGGUACAAGUUUGGUCCUUUGGCCUCGCCAAAACAGUGGUAGAUUCCAACAUUACUAAUGAACUGAUACGAACCCUGGGCUCGAGGAGUACGGACCAGUGUACAAGAUCCCGCCACGCCUUGGGAAAAUAUAGGCUCAUGCUAUGGGACCCAAAAGCCAAUCUCUCACUUCUAUGCCAGGACACAUCGUUAUAUCACCAUACUCCGUUUAACAAGAUCAUCCUUCCAAUUGCAAUAGGGAGAGGAGUGAUGGGGGCUGAUGGUGAAAGUCACAGAAGAAUCAACCCUACUUUUAACGCAGCUGCUGUUCGCAGCUUGACUUCUAUCUUCCAAGAUGUCGCCCACAAGGAUGAAUCACAUCUCACUCGACAUGCAGGCAUAGGCAUUCUGUCCCAUGACUUCGGCGCACUCGAUGGAAAUGGCUCCGACGUCGAGCACGUCCUGAAUGCGUUUAGCGCAUCCGUCGACCCUUCCAACAGCUUGUUUAUCCUCGGACAAACAUUUCCUUCCAUCAUGAGCUACCGUGGCCUCGCACAAAUGAAAGCGGAAGAAUCUGGUGAGACCGUAGGACUGACUCAGCAAGAGGUACUAGACGAGGUAUACAAAUCAUCGAGUUCUUCUGAACGAUACGGCACUAAUCACCAUCUCCGUCAGGCACGGAUUCUACUUCUUGGCGCCUUUGAGACCACGGCAGUCAGCCUUACAUGGGCUUUUAUAGAACUCGGGCGGAAUCCAGACAUCCAAACGAAGUUUCGUGACGAGUGUCUAGGGUUCGGGUCAACCCCCUCGUACGACGACCUCACGAAUAAGCUUCCCUACUUGAACGCUGUGGUGAAUGAAGUUCUUCGCCUCCACUCACCAGUUGUAGAAGUCCCUCGAGCGGUUACGGAAGAUGAUGUCAUCCCGCUCGGCGAGCCCCUGCUCACAGCUGACGGUAAAUUGACCGACCAUAUAUGCAUUGCGAAAGGGACAGAGGUCGUGAUCCCGCUGGCCGCACUCAAUCGCUCGGUUAGCAUGUGGGGGCCUGACGCAAAGGUGUUCAAACCUUCCCGAUGGCUCAAAGAGGACGAAGGUACGCAUGGGGCUGGAGAUGUUCCGCAUGGCUAUCGUCAUCUGAUGACCUUCGGCAAUGGCUCGCGGAUGUGCCCGGGGAGGCUGUUUGCGUUGACACAGUUCAAGACUGUGCUGUUCAUCCUUGUGCGACACUUCGUGUUUGAGAUGGCAGAUGGGGCUGAUGUGCAGAUCGUGAAGAGUUUAGGGCUUUUACCAAGACCGAGCGUGGUUGGAAGCACUGAGGUUGGAUGUAGUGUACCCCUCCGGGUGCGCCGCUAUGAGCCAAUGGCGAAUGCAAUGCCGGAAGGGAUCCAAUUUGUAUAUGGGUGGUUGCGUUGUACAGCCAUAUAUCAGACGCCUGCGAUGACUGAGGCGCUACUCUUAAGGUGGGAGUAA